AUGAGACGAAGCAGGGUCACCAUGAUCCCUCCUCAUCGUGGUAAAGGAUUCAUCUACAAAUGCAUCCUCAUGGUGGUGGCAGUGAUGCAAAUCCUCACUGCGAUCCCAGUAGCAACUGCACAGUCGAAUUGUCUAUCGGAUCGUGAUUGUGAAGCCCUCUAUCGCUCUGGCUCGACGUGCCUCCCUUCCGGCAUGUGCAGCAAUCCAUUCACCGAAGGAUGUCUGAAACGAAUGAUGGUGUUGGAAAACGAUGAUCACGAACCACCACAAACUCGGCUGUGCAAUUCUGAUGAUGAUACUACCGCUGAAGACAUCAAUUGCCGGACAUCUCAGUUGAAUUAUCCAGAAGUCAGAGUGCAUUAUCAGAAUUGGGAAGUGGCCAUAUUCUUUAGCUGGAUUUUGCAGAUUAGCCUCAUGGAAUUAUUGGAUGUCCCUGUCAAGGUUGGAUUGGGGAGCGAUACCAAGGACGCUAGUUUUUACAACAUUGACAAUAAGUUGUUGUAUUCUCCGGUCGGAUAUUCCUGGGAUGGAUUGCGAAAGGCUAAUGAAUUGAAUGGAGAUUGUCUGCAGACCGAGGAAGAUUGUGUUCAUGUCCUGCCGGAUGCCUGGGUCAGUCAGGCAGACAUUCUGAACAAGGAGUACGAAGAUGGACAAUUGGAUUAUUUGGAUGGCAAUGGUCAAAUUGGAAAGGAUUCUUUGUUUUUGCCAAAAUUUACAGCCCAACAAUAUCCCUUUGCGGUCACCUAUCACGGACUAUCGCAAAACCGACAACUGUUGGCCGAAAUCUUCAAACGACCCACCACUUGGGCUGAUUACUGCCAUGAGGUUUCGUUGAACAAUUGCACUGUUCCGGACGGUAUCGCGGAUCGAUAUCCAAAUGAAGCCGACAUGGGAAAAUACUUUUCAAGGGAAGGAUACAUUGGUCAUUUUCGAGCCACGGCUGAGAACAUAUGCACUGGCGCACAGAACGAUACCUGCACAGGUCAUGCCGUGGCACCACCCUGCGACUGGAGUACCUUUUUGGAAGGACAGGCCUUUUGGUUGAAGAUGGCACUCAAGUCGAGUGGACCCAAUCAUGUCAAUGGGGGAUACGGCUAUGGGGAAAUGAUUCAAAUUUGGAAUGCCGCCAAUGCCACCAAAUCGCACGUAAUCAUGCAUUGGUUUGAGCCGGAUGCCGUUGUGGAAGUAUUCCGGAAUACCGAUUUUGAAUUUACCAGAAUCUAUCUACCUCCCGCUUCACUGCAGUGCAAGGAAGAGCGAUUGAGUGUCGCCGACAGAUGCAGUGCGGAUCCUAUGGUGAGGCGAGGAACCGAGGUUGGAUCCUGUGACAAUGGGGCUCAUGUUACAAAAAAGGUCAUUGCCAGAUCCUUACGAGACAGUACAUUGGAGGCCGCAUUGGUGGACCAAAGUCCAGCAUACAGCUUUAUUCAGAAUUUUAACAUGGAUCAGUUGGAAAUCAACGAAAUGUUGGGGCACUUUGUGGCCAAUGGAAGAAAUGGAUAUGCAGCACGAGAGGCUGUCUGUAGUUGGGUGGCCAACAAUACCGACUACCUCAAGAGUUUAAUGCCGCCGAAUCACCCCAAAGUCUUUCGCUCUCGCGAAGACUACGCACAGACUGUCACGAUUGCAGCAUAUAUUCUUGGGUUCAUAACCCUUGCCUAUAUCGUUGUUUGCUCAGCUGUCUCCUUCAAGAAACGCAAAGCAGCUGUCUUUGUGUAUUCUCAGGUGCGGUUCAUCUUUGUCAUGCUCUUCGGUCUAUUUCUUGUGGCGAUUGGAGCCAUUAUGAAUGGGAUCGAGCCAGACGACACCAUCUGCAUGACGAGAGUAUGGCUGGUGAGCCUGGGAUACACUUUUGAGCUGGUACCACUGAUUAUCAAAGUGACUGCCUUGAACCAUUUAAUGAAGGCUUCGAAGAAGAUGCGUCGAGUGCAAAUCAAUAGACAGCAGCUGUAUACAAGUCUGCUGGUAUUGUCUGGGAUUGUGGCGUUGUACUUGAUCGUGUGGACGGCAGUAGAUCCCUCCAAAGCUACAGAAGUUCGAAAACUAGAAGAUGACCGAACCACUGUUACGUCCCACUUUGGCUGUCGUUCCAGUUCCCCAUAUUGGAAUAUCAUCUAUCUAAUUUGGGAGAGUAUUCUCAUUUUGUGGUGCUCAGUGUUGGCAUUCCAGUCGAGGAAUGUUCAGGCCGAGUUCAAUGAAUCCAAGAGUUUGGGGAUGAUGAUUUACUCCCACUUUAUCUUUUUGGCGCUCCGGGUUAUUGUCUCGCUGGUCUUUGACGACGAUGCUUACACGAGUUCCAUAGCUACCAGCUACUUGCUGAGUUUGGACAUUAUUGUUGCCCUCAUGAUCUACCUUGUCCCAAAAAUGGUAAUGCCAUCGGAAACCAUCCAACAGCAACAAAACCGAGGCCGUGCCAACUACUCGGCUGCUACCAGCCAAAUUCACCAGCAGGCUAGAGUGAAUUCACCGACCGCUCAGAAGCCAAGCCUCUCAUCGUCGUUUCAAUACUCGUUGAACCACACGGAAUCUACAACCAUGGCAGAUGAGAUGCCGUCCAUACCAUGGAAACCACCUGUUAUCUAUGAGAACAAUUCAGACGAUGAAUCUCUGGAUGGCAGCGAACGCAAACAAGAACACGGCGGACUGACUCCCAUGCAUCCAAAGUCGUCCGUAGGCUUGUGGGUCAAGGAUGCUGGUGCUGGUGCUGAACCUAGCAGUACUGACCCACUGCCGGCAAAUUCGCGCAGAUUCGACCCCGAAGCGGGUGUUGCCGGAGAUGAAGAACUACGCGAGCAUCUCCUCCAAAUGAAUAAUGAGCUGCAGGAAAAGGAUAGCCAAAUCCUCGAAAAGGACACGGAGCUCGCCCAAUUGAAAAGAAGGGUCGGAGCAUUGCAAGAAAUCAAGGCUCGCCAAGCAUCCGAGAUAGAGCAGCUUAUGAUGAAGAAAGACCCAUGA
Cylindrotheca closterium is the source of this 2955-nucleotide messenger RNA. NCBI's taxonomy places the organism in Eukaryota, Bacillariophyta, Bacillariophyceae, Bacillariales, Bacillariaceae. The record is from the annotation of a GenBank genome assembly.